Molecule: messenger RNA, 9866 nt
Organism: Sabethes cyaneus
Lineage: Eukaryota; Metazoa; Arthropoda; Insecta; Diptera; Culicidae
Gene: beta-Spec
Product: spectrin beta chain
Exons: 12
Coding region: 275-7456 (2393 amino acids)
Biological process (GO): neuron development; actin cytoskeleton organization
Cellular component (GO): spectrin; plasma membrane; cell projection
Molecular function (GO): actin filament binding; structural constituent of cytoskeleton; phospholipid binding
Source: RefSeq, a predicted model, not a curated record
CGUAGUCGAGUGAAGAUGGUCGUCGCCGUCGCGCUGUGAAGAAAAGUGCCGUGUGUGAGAAAAAAGUUGAAAUUGGAAAAACUGCUGUAGAAAAUCAAUGAAAAAUAGUGUUUCCGGCAAGAUAGUUACGAAAAUAAAGUGAUAAAGAACAGUGAGUGCAGUUUGCGAUCGUGGUGACGAUCAAAAAUACAGUUAAAUUGUGAAAAACGAUCAAUUGGAAAUUUCCCCAAAAUCCCGCUAGGAGCUCGCUCUCCCGGACAGUAAGCUUCUAGCCAUGACGACUGACAUCUCAGUAGUACGAUGGGACCCCAGCCAAGGUCCCGGGCAGGAGUACAUCGACGAAUACGAAUACGAUGGAGGAAACUCCAGUUCACGUCUUUUCGAACGGUCACGAAUUAAAGCUUUAGCAGAGGAACGUGAGAGUGUUCAGAAAAAGACAUUCACAAAAUGGGUCAAUUCGCAUCUGGUGCGGGUCAACAGUCGAAUAGGCGACCUGUACGUUGACAUGCGAGAUGGCAAAAAUCUAAUUAAACUGUUGGAAGUGCUAUCCGGCGAGCGCUUGCCGAGGCCGACGAAGGGUAAAAUGCGUAUCCACUGCCUAGAAAAUGUAGACAAAGCGUUGCAGUUCCUGCGCGAUCAGCGCGUCCAUUUGGAGAACAUUGGUUCGCACGAUAUUGUCGAUGGCAACGCCAGUCUAAAUCUAGGUCUGAUUUGGACCAUCAUUUUGCGAUUCCAGAUUCAAGACAUUACAAUCGAAGAAACUGACAACAAAGAAACGAAAUCCGCAAAAGACGCCCUGCUGCUCUGGUGUCAAAUGAAAACUGCCGGUUAUCACAACGUGAACGUGCGUAAUUUUACCACUUCCUGGCGGGAUGGUCUUGCAUUCAAUGCAAUCAUUCACAAACAUCGUCCGGACCUGAUUCAGUUUGAAAAGCUGACAAAGAACAAUCCUAUCCAAAACCUGAACAAUGCAUUCAACGUUGCGGAAGAGAAGCUUGGACUGACCAAGCUGCUCGAUGCGGAGGAUGUGUUUGUGGAGCACCCGGACGAGAAGUCCAUCAUCACCUAUGUCGUGACGUACUAUCACUAUUUCAGCAAGCUGAAACAGGAGACCGUACAGGGCAAACGUAUCGGCAAGGUGGUAGGUAUUGCUAUGGACAACGAUCGUAUGAUCAACGAGUAUGAAUCGCUUACCAGUGAGUUGCUGAAGUGGAUCGAGGUGACAAUCGUUCAGUUGGGUGAUCGACAAUUCGCAAAUUCGUUGGUUGGUGUACAACAGCAACUGGCACAGUUCUCCAAUUAUCGAACGGUUGAGAAGCCACCGAAAUUCGUAGAGAAAGGCAAUUUAGAAGUGUUGCUAUUCACUCUUCAAUCCAAAAUGAGAGCGAACAAUCAAAAACCGUACACUCCAAAGGAGGGUAAAAUGAUUUCUGAUAUCAACAAAGCUUGGGAGCGCUUGGAGAAGGCUGAACAUGAACGGGAAUUAGCACUCCGAGAAGAGCUUAUCCGACAGGAAAAGCUAGAACAAUUGGCUGCGCGUUUCAACAGAAAAGCAACCAUGAGAGAAACCUGGCUAUCGGAAAAUCAACGUUUGGUCAGCACGGACAAUUUCGGAUUCGAUCUGGCGGCCGUUGAAGCUGCUGCCAAGAAGCAUGAAGCAAUUGAGACCGAUAUUUUCGCCUACGAGGAACGAGUUCAAGCUGUUGUGGCAGUUUGUAAUGAGUUGGAGGCCGAAAAGUAUCAUGAUAUUGAACGUAUCGCUGCUCGUAAGGAAAAUGUCCUGCGCCUGUGGAAUUAUCUGCUUGAACUUCUGCGGGCCAGACGAAUGCGACUGGAGUUCUCCAUUCAAUUGCAGCAAAACUUCCAGGAAAUGAUUUAUAUUCUGGACUCGAUGGAGGAAAUCAAGCAGCGUCUGCUAACCGACGACUAUGGCAAGCACUUGAUGGGUGUCGAAGACUUGCUACAGAAGCAUUCUCUGGUCGAGGCUGAUAUAAACGUACUCGGUGAACGAGUUAAGCAGGUUGUCCAGAACUCGCAGAAGUUUUUGGGCGACGAAGAAGGCGGUUACAAACCUUGCGACCCAGCGAUCAUUGUCGAUCGUGUUCAGCGUUUGGAAGAUGCCUAUGCAGAGUUAUGCAAACUUGCUGUCGAACGUCGAUCUCGGCUGGAAGAGAGUCGCAAGCUGUGGCAGUUCUACUGGGAUAUGGCCGAUGAAGAGAACUGGAUCAAAGAAAAGGAGCAGAUUGUAUCCACUGACGAGAUUGGUCAUGAUUUAACAACGGUAAAUCUGUUGUUAUCUAAACACAAAGCCUUGGAGAAGGAAAUCAAUUCUCACGAACAACAGUUGAUGGCUGUUAGCACAGUCGGAGACGAACUGGUUCGCCAAGGGCACUUUGGAGCGGAUCGUAUCGAUGAACGUCUUAAAGAGAUUCUGGCUAUGUGGAACAAUCUGCUUGACCUGACGGUUUCGCGUCGCAAGCGGCUUGAAAAUGCCGUCGAUUACUUCCAGCUGUUCGCCGAUGCUGAUGAUGUGGACAACUGGAUGCUAGACGCCUUACGUCUUGUUUCUUCCGAAGAUGUUGGCCGAGAUGAAGCAAACGUACAAAGUUUGUUGAAGAAGCACAAAGACGUUGCAGAUGAGCUGAAGAAUUACGCCGAAACUAUCGAACAGUUGCAUACCCAGGCUAAGAAUUUGAUCCUCAACGAACCGGAACAACAGAAAGUCCAGGAACGCCUUGCCGCCAUCGACGCCCGUUACAGAGAACUUAUGGAACUGGCUAAACUUCGUAAGCAACGGCUGUUGGAUGCUCUUAGUCUGUAUAAACUCAUUUCGGAGAGCGACGGCGUAGAACAAUGGAUUGGCGAGAAAGAACGCAUGUUGCAGACUAUGAUUCCAGGAAAGGACAUCGAAGAUGUAGAAAUAAUGAAGCAUCGCUACGACGGUUUCGACAAGGAAAUGAAUGCAAACGCUUCUCGUGUAGCAGUUGUCAAUCAGCUCGCACGUCAGCUGUUGCAUGUUGAACAUCCAAACUCCGAGGAAAUCAUUGAGAAGCAGAAUCAUCUCAAUCAAAGCUGGUCUAAAUUGCGCGAUCAGGCCGAGAGUAAGCGCGACGAGUUGAAGUCGGCUCAUGGAGUACAGACGUUCUACAUUGAAUGCCGUGAAACCGUAUCCUGGAUUGAAGACAAGAAACGUAUUCUCACAGAAACAGACAGUCUGCAGAUGGAUUUGACCGGUGUAAUGACACUGCAGCGACGAUUGAGCGGCAUGGAACGUGAUCUGGCUGCAAUUCAAGCCAAGCUGACGGCUCUUGAAAGCGAAGCUGACGCAAUCGAAGGUGAACAUCCAGAGGAAGCUGCUUUGAUCCGCGAAAGAGUGGCCCAGAUUCAAGUCAUAUGGGAACAGUUGACACAGAUGUUGAAGGAACGUGACUCAAAAUUGGAAGAGGCAGGUGAUUUGCAUCGUUUCCUGCGUGAUUUGGAUCACUUCCAGACCUGGUUAACCAAGACACAGACAGAUGUAGCAUCAGAAGACACCCCAACUUCCUUACCAGAAGCUGAAAAACUACUGAAUCAGCACCAGAGUAUUCGUGAAGAGAUCGACAACUAUACUGAGGACUACACUAAGAUGAUGGAGUAUGGCGAAGGACUUACUUCCGAACCAACACAAACCGAAGAUCCACAGUACAUGUUCUUGCGAGAACGAUUGAAGGCUCUCAAGGAUGGCUGGGAAGAACUGCACCAGAUGUGGGAGAACCGUCAGGUUCUGCUUUCGCAGAGCUUGGAUCAGCAGUUAUUCAAUCGUGACGCCCGUCAAGCUGAAGUGCUGCUAAGCCAACAAGAGCAUGUCCUCAGCAAGGAUGAUACGCCAGUUAAUCUGGAACAGGCUGAAAACCAACUGAAGCGUCACGAGGCUUUCCUCACUACAAUGGAAGCCAAUGACGAAAAGAUCAACACUAUUAUGCAGGUUUCGGAGCAGUUGGCUGAGAAACACCACUUCGAUUCGGAAAAGAUUGGUAAGCGGGCAGAAAGCAUCGUUCACCGACGCGAUGACAAUCGCAAUCGUGCGAUUGAACUGCACGAAAAAUUGAAGAAUCAGGUCAAACUACAUGAAUUCUUGCAAGAUAUUGAAGAACUGACUGAAUGGGUGCAGGAGAAAUACAUCACUGCACAGGAUGACACUUACCGUAGCGCCAAGACCGUCCAUAGCAAAUGGACCCGCCACCAGGCAUUUGAGGCAGAAAUUGCUGCAAAUAAAGAACGCUUGCAUGAGGCACAGAAGGCGGCUCAGGAGUUGAUGGUGGAGAAACCAGAAUUUAAGGAAAUAAUCGAACCCAAGCUCCAAGAUUUGGCUAAGAACUUUGACGAACUCGAAACUAGCACCAAAGAAAAGGGUGCUCUUCUAUUUGACGCUAAGCGCGAAGUUAUCGUCCAACAGAGCGUAGAUGAUAUUGAUUCAUGGAUGGAUGAUCUCGAGAAACAAAUCAUCAAUACGGACACCGGCAGUGAUCUGACCUCAGUAAACAUUUUAAUGCAAAAGCAGCAGGUCAUUCAAACACAGAUGGCUGUAAAGGCUCGUCAGGUAGAAGAACUCGAGAAGCAAACGGAGGUUCUCACCAAGACCGUUCCUCAGGAUGUCGUAGAACCGAUCGUGGAAAAGAAACAGGCCGUCCACGACAGAUUUGAAAAGAUCAAAGCUCCAUUGCUCGAACGUCAACGCCAGCUUGAGAAAAAGAAGGAAGCCUUCCAAUUCCGUCGUGAUGUUGAGGAAGAAAAAUUGUGGAUUGACGAAAAGAUGCCAUUGGCAAAUUCCCAGGAGUACGGUAACUCAUUGUUCAAUGUGCAUGUGUUGAAGAAGAAGCACCAAUCGCUGAAUACCGAAAUCGAUAAUCAUGAACCGCGAAUAAUGACUAUCUGCAAUAACGGUCAAAAACUGAUCGAUGAAGGACAUGAGGAUGCCUCUCAGUUUGCUGAUCUAAUCAGUCAGCUAACACAAAAAUGGCAGGAGUUGAAGGAUGCGAUCGAUAAUCGACACAAACAGCUGGACCAGUCAGAAAAGGUACAACAAUACUUCUUUGAUGCCGCCGAAGCGGAAUCAUGGAUGAGCGAACAGGAACUUUAUAUGAUGGUAGAAGAUCGGGGUAAGGACGAAAUCUCCGCACAGAAUUUGAUGAAAAAACAUGAAACACUUGAGCAAUCGGUUGAAGACUACGCGGACACAAUCCGACAGUUGGGCGAGACCGCACGUCAGUUGACUACCGAGCAGCACGCAUACAGUGACCAGGUCUCAGUGAAACAAUCUCAGCUUGACAAACUUUAUGCAGGAUUGAAGGACUUGGCUGGUGAACGUCGUGCUCGUUUGGAUGAAGCUUUACAACUAUUCAUGCUGAACCGAGAAGUGGAUGAUCUUGAACAAUGGAUUGCCGAACGUGAGCUGGUUGCAGGAUCACAUGAACUUGGUCAAGAUUAUGAUCACAUCACAUUGCUAUGGGAACGAUUUAACGAAUUUGCCCAAGACACAGCGACUGUUGGAAGCGAACGUGUAGCCAAGGCAAACGGUAUUGCAGAUGAUCUAAUUCGUGCUGGACACUCGGAUAGUGCAACGAUAGCCGAAUGGAAGGAUGGUCUGAAUGAAUCCUGGCAAGAUCUGCUAGAGCUGAUUGAAACCAGAAAGGCCAUGCUUGCAGCAUCCCGUGAGUUACAUAAGUUCUUCCACGAUUGUAAGGAUGUUCUCGGUCGCAUCAUUGAAAAACAGCAUGGAGUUUCCGAUGAACUUGGUCGUGAUGCUGGUUCAGUAUCAGCGCUACAACGCAAGCACCAGAAUUUCAUCCAGGACCUUAUGACGCUUCACUCGCAAGUACAGCAAAUCCAGGAAGAAUCUGCAAAACUUCAGGCAGCUUAUGCAGGCGAGAAGGCACGAGAAAUCACCAACCGAGAGCAUGAGGUUCUCGCCGCUUGGGCCAAUUUACAAGGCAUGUGUGAUGCUCGCAAGAACAAACUGGCAGACACGGGAGAUUUGUUCAAGUUCUUCAAUAUGGUCCGUACAUUGAUGCUUUGGAUGGAAGAUGUGGUACGGCAAAUGAAUACAUCCGAAAAGCCACGUGAUGUUUCCGGCGUUGAACUGCUAAUGAACAACCACCAGAGUUUGAAGGCAGAGAUAGACACACGUGAGGAUAAUUUCACCGCAUGCCUGGCUCUCGGAAAGGAACUGUUAGCAAGAAACCACUACGCUUCUGCAGACAUUAAAGAACGCCUGCUUCAAUUGACCAAUAGUAGAAAUGCACUGCUGCACCGAUGGGAGGAACGCUGGGAGAAUCUUCAGCUGAUUCUUGAGGUAUAUCAGUUUGCCCGCGAUGCUGCUGUUGCCGAGGCUUGGCUUAUUGCACAAGAACCGUAUCUAAUGUCAACCGAGUUGGGACACACGAUUGACGAAGUCGAGAACUUGAUUAAGAAACACGAGGCAUUCGAAAAAUCUGCUGCAGCACAAGAAGAACGUUUCAGUGCUUUAGAGCGAUUGACAACGUUUGAGCUCAAAGAAAUGAAGCGUCGCCAGGAGGCAGCGGAAGAAGCAGAACGCCAACGUUUACUGGCCGAAGCUGAGGCUAAAGCUGCAGCAGAGGCAGAAGCCGAAGCGGCACGACAGGCUGAAGCGGCCGCACGAGAUACGGCCGAUGCACCAGGUUCGCCACAUUCCACGAAAGAGCAAGAAUCAGUGCAUGCAAAACCUAGACCUGGCAGUGUGAGCUUGCCUGCGCAAGUUCCAAGAACAACUAGUUCAAGAACGGGUACGGUGCCUAAAUAUGCCUCCACUGGCACUGAUACACCCAGCACCAGUACUCCGAGGAGGCACUCAGCGACACCUAAAGAGCGAUCUGCGAGUACUGCCAGCGCUUCUGCAUCGAAAAUCAGCCGAAGAUCUCGUUCUAAGAGUCCAUUCCGGAGUUUCCGCUGGAAACGCGGAAGCUCCAAAGCCGAAGUAUCCGACGACGAAGGAGAUCGCCCGAGUCCGGGAGGUACUGAUGAGGGUGUUCAGGAAGGUAUUCUAACCCGGAAACAUGAAUGGGAAUCGACUACUAAGAAGUCAACCAACAGGUCUUGGGACAAGGUCUACUCUGUCGCGCGUAAUGGUCGUUUGGCAUUUUUCAAGGAUCAGAAAUCAUCCAAAUCCGUACCGGAGCAGACGUUCCGUGGUGAACCGCCACUGGAGCUGAAGGGAGCUCAAAUCGAAAUCGCCACAGAUUACACCAAGAAGAAGCAUGUGUUCAGAAUAAAAUUGUCGAAUGGCGGAGAAUUCCUGCUGCAGUGUCAUGAUGAUGCCGAAAUGAAUCAAUGGGUAACUGCUUUGAAAACCCAGUGCGAGCUUGACGCUAGCGGUGAAGGCCGUUCGUUAACGCUACCCGCGUCAUCCCAAAAGGAUGAACAAAAGAGACGGUCAUUCUUUACACUGAAGAAAAAUUAAAAACUUUACAAAAACAUACAUGAUCCGAUAUUCGACACAUCCACGCAAAAAAGCUUGAGAAGUGAUCAACAAAAUCUGUACUAAACCCAAUUGGACGACCUUCUUCUGUUUUAAUUAGUUAAUAGUAACAAACGACGAGGUUAUGUACGUACUCUUCACCACAGCUACAAAAAACAGGCAACCUAAGCGCAACAUUUGGAGGCGUCAGCAAGCUGUGAACCAUGAUAGUAAUGACUAGUAUUUUGAUUUAACGUGAACGUUUCAAAUUACACCCGUCAGGAAUGACGCUACAAACGUCGAUGACUGACGUCGACACAGUCCAGUGAAUAACUGCAACUGCAUAUAGCGAAAACAUUUCAUUGCAAUCAAUUUUAUCAAUGUUAAGUGAUUUUGGGAUCUUCUCACUUUCACGGAAAUUCAUCCAUCAUUGUCACAUCGUAACGCGCGAGUAAUAAUAAUAGGCUAUCUUUCGAGUACCUAUCGAUUAUAAGAACUUUGCAAAAUGAACAGCGUCUUCGCAAUACAAGUUAGAACUUUAAAAAAUACAAAAAAAAACAAUGUUAAGAUAAGUGUAACUAAAGUCGUUGUCGAAUUAAGAACACUUUAAACAAAGUAACGCUCUGCUAAAGCUGAUUUGGAACCAAAAUGAAAAUUCCUACAUGUGUAAGAACGUGACGAAAAGAUUAAUUUUAACUACAAAAUUUGUAUAGCAAAUAGUCUCUAUAAAAUAAAACUUUUAUUUAUUUUAUAUUAUUGAACGUUGAGCAAACCUUUUAUUGAAUAUUGAACCCACUUCUUCGGUUUCGUUUCGCGAGAAAAGAAAUUUGAAGAACCAUUGGUACAAUCAAGCGGAUACGAACACACGAACGAGCUGCUAUAUUUUGCCGUCAUGACAAGGGAACAAAGUUUGGAAUUAUUAAGUUCAUUUUUUUCCCUGUAAAGCUACACGAACUUGUGCACUUAGAUUGAAAUUUCGCUGAUAAAAUACUAAAACGUUUAUUUAGGGCAUAAAUGUGUUCAACCGCUUAGUAUGUCAUCAAGCUUGCCGAUAGAAAAUAGCAUGCGUUUAAAGUUGCUUUAUCCAAUGAAUAAGUUUUAUGCCUAUGACACACUUUUCAAAGUACUACUACGCAAUUCGUAUGCACAAUAGAAUAAUUAGAACAGAAUGCAUCACUGUGAGGGAGUUUGAUUGGGUUUUCUAAGUGAAGAAGAAAACACCUUUCGGUUUUCUUUUACACAGAGAAGGAAAAGAAACAGUUAACGUUGCAUAAUGGUUACUGUCACUUUUAAAUUCAUUUCAUUUAGGGCUUAAGUUGACAUCAGUAAAUGAAAAAAAUAGUCUAUAGCUACUUGUCUUCUAGAGAUACAAACAAAAAUAAUUCGGCCGAUGCAAUUUAAGAUUUUGGAAAAGCUGUGAAUGAAAGUGGUGAAAUAAAAAGUAAAAAAAGUAUGUUAAAGUUUCAACAUCGGCCCUUUAUUUGUUAAUAGACUAAGAACAACGCUGAAUAAAAAUUGUAAUUGCAAUAUUAUAGGAACUGAAAUCCAUUUCAGUCUUUCGUCAAAUAAAAUAUAAUUGUUUUGCGGGAAUAAACAAAAUCUGUAAGAAUUAUUUUGUUUAUUUAUAGCUUGUACUGCACAUUAUUUAUUUCAAAACUAUCUAAUUAAGUAAGUGCGACCCACAAACGGAGCAGCGUUGAUGCAACAAAGCAUACAAAAUUUACUAUAUUAUAUUACAAUGCUAUGUAAGGAACAAUUUGUUUUAUACAGCAAAAUUAUAUAAUCAAUCAAGUAUAUUUUUAAACUGCCAGCUUAUGAGUAAACACAAAAGAAUAAAAGUAUAUUACCUUAAAUUACUAGGUUGUUUUACUUCCGCGCAAAAGAAAACGGAAAAAAGAAUGCAUACCGCUAACAUUAGAAUAAUAAAGUUUGUGAGAACAUUUGUAGCUUUUAGUAAUAAUACGAAACGAAUACAAACGUGAAAUAUCGUCACAAGUUUGAAAGUGCACUUGGCCUUGAAAAUGGGAUGAUCUAACUUGUGCAUCAAUCAGAUAAAAUUGAUCAAUCGCAUCUUACAUCGGGCAGCGUUCCGGAAGCAGCUCUCAUGAAAUCAUCAUCUAACUUAGCAUCAUUACUUCGCUACACACGAUCAUUCUGAAAAGCUUCAAGUGCGUCCAAUUUUCGCUAGCUGCAGUUUCCUUGGAAAACAAAUUAAAUAUUCUAAGAUUAAAGAUAUAUUUACAUCCACAAUUUACCUUUAUUUUGUAGUCGUACAGUAAGAUACAAGUAAAACAUGUAAAAAAGCUAUAUAUCUGAAUAUCAAGCUACUUUACUUGAUAUUAAAAGGCAAAAAUCAAUAUUUAAUUGUUAUCAAAAAAUAAUAAAUCAAGGAACGCUACUUUGAAAUUUCAAA